Messenger RNA from Pongo pygmaeus (Bornean orangutan), 20966 nucleotides. It is a transcript of the gene ASPH, whose product is annotated as aspartate beta-hydroxylase. The transcript is spliced from 5 exons. NCBI's taxonomy places the organism in Eukaryota, Metazoa, Chordata, Mammalia, Primates, Hominidae. Gene Ontology annotation, molecular function: protein binding; peptidyl-aspartic acid 3-dioxygenase activity. The coding region runs from base 411 to 1034 and encodes 207 amino acids. Gene Ontology annotation, cellular component: membrane; endoplasmic reticulum. The record is from RefSeq and is a predicted model, not a curated record. Gene Ontology annotation, biological process: peptidyl-aspartic acid hydroxylation.
AGGCAGCUGCGUAGAGCCCAAACAGCCCUAAGUGAGCAGGGGCGGGGAGCGCGGCAGGGUACCGCCGCCUCGUAAGGGCCCUUGCGAUUGGGUCCCAGGCGCCGUCACUCAGCCCUCCGGGGGCGGGGCGAGGCCGGGAAGGGGCGUGGCCGUCAGGCGGCGAGCCGCGCGCUCUCGCCCCGGCAGGGAGUCACAGGUUCGUACACGCGAGGGCGGGCGCGCGCAGCCGGCCCGCGGGUGAAAAGUCUUCCGAGGUGCUGCAGGCGGUGCUGAGGCAUAGGCUCUGCUGCAGGAGCAGCGGCCCGAACCCACUCCAGCGCCCGCGGCCGCCAGCGGCUCCCGCGUCGCGUGUGUACCCCCGCGCACUGAAGGAAGUCCACCAGCCCUCACCAGCCCCCGCGGAGCGUGCGAUGGCCCAGCGUAAGAAUGCCAAGAGCAGCGGCAACAGCAGCAGCAGCGGCUCCGGCAGCGGUAGCACGAGUGCGGGCAGCAGCGGGGGCAGCAGCAGCCCCGGGGCCCGGAGAGAGACAAAGCAUGGAGGACACAAGAAUGGGAGGAAAGGAGGACUCUCGGGAACUUCAUUCUUCACGUGGUUUAUGGUGAUUGCAUUGCUGGGCGUCUGGACGUCUGUAGCUGUCGUUUGGUUUGAUCUUGUUGACUAUGAGGAAGUUCUAGCCAAAGCAAAGGACUUCCGUUAUAACUUAUCAGAGGUGCUUCAAGGAAAACUAGGAAUCUAUGAUGCUGAUGGUGAUGGAGAUUUUGAUGUGGAUGAUGCCAAAGUUUUAUUAGGCCUGACCAAAGAUGGCAGUAAUGAAAAUAUUGAUUCUCUUGAGGAAGUCCUUAAUAUUUUAGCAGAGGAAAGUUCAGAUUGGUUUUAUGGUUUCCUCUCAUUUCUCUAUGAUAUAAUGACUCCUUUUGAAAUGCUAGAAGAAGAAGAAGAAGAAAGCGAAACCGCAGAUGGUGUUGAUGGUACGUCACAGAAUGAAGGGGUUCAGGGAAAGACUUGUGUCAUAUUGGAUUUACAUAACCAGUAACCUUGAUUCAGGGACUGAAGUCAUUGGCUAAUGAACACCUGAAGCAGCCUCCUUUUUCUUUUCUUUCCUUGGCUUAUGUAGGGCUUAAUGUGCGGUGGGGCGGUUGUGAUCUUACCGUGCAAGUCAACCAUGUGAUCUUGCCCAGUACAGCUACUAGCUAGUCCCUUGCUCCCUCAGCUCCCCCAACUUCUAUUGAAGAAAAUGGUACUCCUCAUUCUUGUAGUCAGCUACAAAGUACACUGAAAAUGAUGUUCUUGGUGGUAUAAUUGGUUUCUGUAUCGUUUUGUUUCAACUCAUGUAUUCACUGAACUAAAUUUGGACACUUAACAGCAAAUUGUGUUGUGGUUAACCCUUGAUGCUUGUCUUUCUAACACACUAUUAAUUACGAUGAUUCUAAUGGAUUUCAUUAUAAAAAUAUUUCUGGCAUGAUUUUUAAGUUAAAUACUUCUCUGUUCUUUAACAUGACUGAUGUAUAAAAUGAUGGUUCUUUACUAAGCUGAUAUUUUUUAUUGUAAUUUGUUUAGGUUUGUCAGAUAGGUUCAUACAAAUUUCUAUGUAAAAUUCUGUGUUAAUGGUGCUUUUAAAAUAAUUUAAAAAUAACUCCAUGUUUUUGCCUUAGAGUAAGUUAACUUACUGUUUUCAGAUAGUAGCAUGACAUAUUUCUGUCUAUGAAAGCAAAAUUUAUUUAAAUUUUAUUUCCAAAUAUACAUCCAGAGAAAGUAAUUUGUAUUUUUUUUAAAGUAGGCAUAUUACACAAGAGGGGACAUGUGAAUAUGUAUCUUAAUGUUGUACAUAUUAAAAUUAUUCAUCCUAAAUAAGUCUUUUUCCAUUUUUUCCUUCAUUAACUUAUUAAUUGGAUAUUGAUUUUGGCUUAGAUAUAAUGUGAUUUUUAGAAUUAUAAACUUAUUGAAGUGGUAAUUCCAUUUAGGGCAGUAAACUUUUCCCAUUAGAAAACCUUAAAAACAUAUUUGAAUCAAUUUCUUUAAAAAUGAGUUUGCUUCAAUAGUAACAAAAACAGUUGUAGCAGCUAUAUACAAAAUGCAUUUCUUAAAAUGAGAUUUCAUCAGUUUCCCCUCAAGCAAAGCUCUUCUAGGGAUAAGGAAGAUAAGGAAAGGGAUGUUACUUUUUGAAGGAGUGAUGUUCCAUGGUUUUAAAUCUCUUCCAGCUUCUCUAAGAUUUUACUUAGUGUUAGUUUGUCAGAGAGCUAAAAAUUUGAAAAUGCUUGCACUUCUUCACAUUUUAUUUAACUAUAAUUUCUACUUUUCAAAUAUUUCUUGUCUUCUAUAUCUAAUCAAAUUACUUUCAAUAAGUGUAUCAUUCAUCCAUUUAUUCUGAGGGGACUAUGACAAAUUUAAAUUGUUAGAAAUUACUCUUGUAGGCUGUCAUAGUAACAGCCUGAAAGUAGCAGCCUCAAGUCAGCACGGGACAUCCAUCCCCCCUGCCCACCAUUUACCUGUAUCUGCAAAUACUGUCCAAUUUGCUAAUCUUAUUAAAAAGCAAACAUUCUGUAGCUACUUUUGGAUGUGGAUAUACACACUGGACAAUAAUCUCUUAAAGUUUAAAUGACUAUUAAAGCUCUAAUUUGUCUUGCCCACACUAAUGGGCAAAUAUGUUUUAUUCUGUUAAUGCAGAAGAUAGCUGUUAAAGCUUCUGUUUUCAAAUAUUCAAGGACCUCAGUUAAGCUGUCACUUAGUAGCAUGUUCUGCAACAAAUGAGUAUCAUUCAGUAAUGUUCCUUCUGAAAAUUUAUUCAGUCUUUGUAUUUAUUGUGUCUUCUGCUUUCAUACUUGGGUACUAUGAAAUAUCAAAGUUUAUUAGGUUUAAAUUCUAAAGGAAUCUUCAGCCCCACUCAAUGAAAUUCACCCAGCCUAAUUUCCGGGAUAUACUUUUUAAAGCAAUCUUAUUUGUUAACGUGUUGUUACUACUAACACUAGAAGAUAUUCGAUUAAUUGAUAAGAAGUAAAUAAUUAAAUUUUGUGUUAAAAAUGUUUGAAAUUAUUAAAUUUUCAUCAGGCUUUAUUUGCCAUACUAAUGCAUAUUUUAUGUACAGAAAUUAAUUAUGCUUUAUUUUUGUAAGUGAAAAACAAGAAUGUGGGAUAAAAAUUCGCUGCUUAUUUUGUACCACCUCUCAUUAGUUCCUCUGAAAGCCUCUGAUGAAGGUGACACCCAGGUAGCUGACAAACCCCUGACUUCUGUGACUCCUGUCAACUUGUGCCUAAGGCUUGUGUGUGUGUGUGUGUGAGAUAAAAUAAAGGUGUUUGCCAAACUGCGCUAUAAAGUAUCUCGAAGCUGAACAAAAUUACUUCACCUUAGUUUGAUUUAUUAUGUAUUGCUAAAAUUCUUAAUUUUCUAAGCGUGUAUUUUCUGACUUUGUUUCAUAAUAUAAGUCUUUUCCUACCUCAUUUCUUUUAAACUUAAGAACUAAAUUAAGGUAAAAUCGUAUCCCGUUAAUUUGAAUAUUUAUAUAGUUAUGGAAUUUUAAGUUAUACUGUAUUUACUUUACCUUUUCAGAGUUGAGAAACUCUGUGGAACAGGCUCCGUGUUGAGAUAUAGUGUUGUCUCCUCAGAGUCACUGUUCCGGCUUCUUCGGAUGCGCUGACAUUUGUCCGAUUGCAAAGGCGCUGGGUUCUCCGGAGUUUGGCACAAAAACAAGACAGCAGCACUUUGGGGAUUCUUUUCAGCCCUUUAGCUUCCUUCAGCCUGCCUUGCUUUGGGACAUGAGUGGUGGGUAUAAGUCAGUUGGGGAAGUGUCUUCUGGGUGCCAAUUUUACCCAGUCCUGAGGCGUGGCUGUCAGCCUGCUGCCCUGGGAAUCCUCCAGACGCCUCAGUGCUGAGGACAUAUGGAAUAGUGGGCUGUCCUGCUUUUUCAUCUUGUCCUUGAUUCUUUCUUUAUUCUAGAAAUUACCUCCCUGUCUUAUAGAGCUGUAUCCAGACAUGAAAGAAGGACUAUUUUCUGUUUGAAUUGUUUUUAUUUAGUUAGAUAGAACAGAUUGUUUGUUUACCCUGAUGUUUGUGACUUAGAAGAAUUAUCAAAAAAUUAGAUCUAGCACAGCCAGUUAUUCUUAAUUUGGUCACUUGGCAGUUAACUUUUUGGGAAUUGAUGCUUCAUGACCCUUUCUAAAUAAUCCGCUGGGCUAGCUCCUUAAGUCUAUAAAACAUACAAGAAAUUUUCUGUGAUUUGGCUGUGGAAUCUUUGAUCACAAUGCAUAUUUGGAAUACUUAAAGAAACUCAGUGACCCAGACUUUAUAUUCAUAAGUUAAAUGAUGGAACCAGUAUUCAGAAUUCACUGCCUUUGUUAUUUGUUGAGAUGACCCUGUAAUACUUAGGAGUUAGAUAUUAAGUAGUUUGCAGACUCCUUGAAACUAGGAACCAGAUCUUCGGUUUUAUUUGAAUUCCCCUUCAAUGUGAAGCCCUGCGUGUGAUAUUCAUUAAUAUCAUAUGAAUAAUGUCAUAUGCUGGUGUGGGUCCUGAUGGAUGAGGAGUUACUCCUUGCAUAAUAAAAUACUGAGUUUUUUUUUUUUUUUUAAACUGGUUUAAAUAAGUAAAAUUAUUGGACAUAUUUUUUGCAAUAGAAAUGACAUUUUGAGUUUCUAUAACAAACUAACCUAUGCUAACAAAAGUCUUCAGGUGACCUUUCCAAUCUCCAAUUUGUAUUUGAAUCUGCAUUUUACCUUUUUUUCUCUGUCUCUGGAUGUAAUCCCUUUCUGCUUAUUUAGUCUUUCAGUUUUCUUAUGUUCUGAUCCUCCGUUCCCCACUUACUGUAGAGGGUUGGUGGGUUUGUAGCUUUUUCUUCUUCUUUUUUUAAUCUGUACUAUAUUAUUACGUCUAUUUAAAAAUAAAAAAGAAAUUAGUGUAGUGUCCUGACAUGCAUUUUACUAAGAGUAGACAUCCAUUCUAGAGGAACAGUCUGCCUGGCUAACAGGAUGGUUACUCAGACAUUUAGGGCCUCUUUUUGCUAUGUGUAGUCAAUGUUGAAAUGAUUACGAUGUUCCAGUAUGGGACAGAGGAAGAUGAGAAGGCUCAAAGUGACUCACAGGUCUCACCAGACAUGGUGAGAGUGGCUGAAAUGACCUGAGUAUGAAGUGAUAUCCAGACCAAUUCUAGAGCUGUCUGAAAGUCUGAAGUAGCUACUUGUGUAUGUGUAAUGCAGCCAGUCUUCUAAAAUCAUGUCUGUUGCAUGUGGUGUAACCACAGAUCUAUCCAUUGGCUUAAUGGUUCAAACAUUUUAAUUUCAUAGAGAACAUUUGAUUUUGAAAAUGUGGAAUGGUGGCCUGAGGCAGUUGCCAAAAUAGCAUAAAUUUCCUUUAGGCAACUCUCUUAUGUUCUAAGGGAAGAAUGUAAAACCUUUUUCCUAAUUUCUGUGUAAGAAUUCCCAAAUAGUUGCCAGAGCUAUUAACUAUCAUCACUUUAAAUACUUACAUCAAAAUAAGUAUAAAAGGACGAAAAGAAAGUAAAUAGCAUGGCAGUUGUUUUUCAGCAUGUAUUUUAAGCACAUCCUAAUGCUGCUUUGAUUAUUUCUUAAAUUAGAAUGUAUUCUAUUAAUUAAAAACAACUUUUGUCUGAAUGGAUUAAGAAAUACCAAGAUGUUUCCAUUUUUGCUCGAAUUGAUAGAAUUUUCUUCAUACUACUUGGAAACUAUUUCUGAAGAGCCUUUGUGUUGUCAUGAAUUUUAUUGAUUAGUGGAAUGUUCCCUUUUUUUCUUUUUUUUCCCUAGACAUUAGCUAUGGUAGUAAAGAUAGAAAAGGAGAAAAGUAGCACAUGCUGUGGCAUUUUGGCACUGUAGGGAGAAUCUACAUCAACCAAAGUUACAAAUGAUAAGAAUUUAAUUCUGUCAAGAAUUAGGAAGAAUAGAAAGGUGGCCCUUUCGUACCUGCCUUGUGGUUUUCCCUUAAGUCCACUUCUCUAAUUCCCACAAACUAAUAUAUUUUCCCCUCUACGUGCUGUCACUAAUCUUGGAUUACCACUGACCCCUUUCUCCGUUACUGUAUUUCCGAUUGUUGCUGGGGAAAAAAAAAAUCUGCUAUAAAGUUACCUGUACUGAGCCUCUGUCGGGGGCAUGCUGCUCCAACAAUUUCCCUUGUUAGCAGUCAUUUUAAACUUUUCCUCAACCUUCCUUCUUCCAGGGUCAUUUUAUUCCUCUGUAGAGAUGAUUUUGCUUUCUGCUUUCCUAAGAUAAUCUAGUGUGCCUUCAUUCCAUUAUUUUCUUCUCUCUUCCCUUUACAACGUUACUAUCUCAGGAUUUUUUUGAGCUAUUGUUUCUUCUCUCAUUCACUCAUCGUUUUUUCAGACACUGCAUCCUCUGGUUUCCAAAGCUAGCCCUUUCCACUGAGCCUGUACCUCCUCCUGACCUCAUCACCUCUCUCCUGUUAUGAACUUAGCUUCUUUUUCUUACAGACAUGCCUGCGUUUCCUCGACCUUCAAAACAAAACCCUGGUAAAAUUCUUCAAACUUUUUCCUUCUCUGUCCCCCUCAGAAUCUAGGGAAACUCGAUAUAUGAUCAGUUUUCUUCUAAGGAAAUGAGGAAGGCUGAUGUGAGCACCCUAGAUUUUUGGUCACCUUUCCUUCCACCUAUGUUUUCUCAUCACUGUGGCAUGACUGCCUUCUCUACUGCUUGUAAAACUGUAUUCUGAAGAACCUUAGAGGAUAUUUAGUAACUAACAUAAUAAAAUAGUGCCCUUAUCCUAAAACUUUGUUCAUGCCUUCCUUCCUAAAACUGAUCAUUUCACUUUAAAAAAAAAAAAACACAUUUCCUUUUUUUAAAAAUUUAAUUUCAUUUUAUUUUAAGUUCCGGGAUGCAAAAAAAAAAAUUUUUUUUUCUUUACUCUCUUUUUGUUUCAUUGUUACUUAGGGACUCCUUUGUUAACUGUUUUUGGUGGUAUACUUUUUUCAUGUCUAUAUGCUUUUCUUCAUAAACUGAAUGUAAUAAUUGUUUAAAUUAUUAGCUUGGUCCUUGUUAUGUCAAAAAUAUUGAAAAAUUAUUGGCUAUGUUUUUAAGUUCAGAAAAGCAUAAGAUGAUCCUUUGGAGUUUUAUAUCGUGCAUCGCACUUUGUUCACGUGUUCAUUUGUGUCACUGUAAGGAUUUAUACCCAAACCAAGAAAGUUUAAAAUAAAGCACAGCACUGUUUAUUUUUAUAUGUUUCACUAAUCUGAUGCUAAUCUAAUAUUUUGGUUUAUUCAUGACGAAAGUUAACUCUAGUCUUUUCAUCCAUAUAGCUCUUUUUACCUAGAUCAUAACAGUGGGGGUAGGGAGAGGGCAGUCUGGGUUUCCUCACUCUGCUUUUUAAUAGGAAAAUCUGAAUCUGCUGUGGGAGAACAUGCAGGAGUCAGGAGGGGAACAUAGCGGUACUAGUAGUAUAAGUAUAUUUUAAUGUUUUAUGCUAAUGUGUUUUACACCUUUGAUACUACUCAUAUUUAAAAGUGGGUAUUACAAGAAUAGUUUUGAUAUUUUAUUCUGAAAUAAACUUUAGUGGAGAGUGAUUGGAAAUAGCACUCAUUAUUACUGGGUGAUACACUGGUUUUGGCAGAGGUUAGGAAAGAAUCAAGUUUUGUCUGGGAAAAAUAAUUUUUAAACACAUGGGAAUAAGUACUGAUUAUGGUUAUCUAUGUAUUUCAUGUAAGUGGACAAAUAUAACCAUAGUCACUUGUUUCCGUUUUUAUGUUGUCAAUGGUAAGAGAUACUAAUACAUUUUUGAAGAAUAUUGACAUUUCAACCAAAAUAAAUUACCAUUCUCAAAUGGAUGACCUCAACUGAUAGAUACAAAUUGCUAUCAAUAGUGAAAGGGGAGUUUUGAACAGUAUAAUAGUACAAACGUCUAAUACUGAAAGUAGAAGUUUUGAGAAAUGUACAAAGUGGGUUUUACAAUUUACAGCUGGAAAAAUGUCAGAUGGCUUUGGGGACUUUCUUAUCACCACACCUUAGACCUUCAUUCUUUAGUGACAGGCUAAAGGCCACCAUUCCUGAGGAGAUGAACACUACAUUGCACCUCCAACCCUAAUGUGCCUAAGAAAUGGAUUGGCAACUUGGAAUGGAACUUUACAAAGUUUGCCAGUACAUAGCGUAAACCAGCCUUUAUGUGACUGAGAGAGAGAAUUGGGAAGAUCAGUUCAUUGGGAUGCUAAGUACAGCCUGGUUGGAAUAAGAGUUAGAGGUAUAUUGUUAGAGACUCAAAAAUAAAUCUAUUAGCAGAACUUUCAUUUGCCAAGAGAGGAAAUAGAAAGCUAUUGCAAAGUUUUUAGAGUGAAAAAUGUAAAAUGUAUGUACAUAAUACUGUCAUUCUUACUUACUCAUAUAAUUUUUUAAAAGACAAUGCGAACUGGUGGAAGAGCAGUGAUUGUUCAAACAGUAAAGAUGAACUCUAUCAAAAUAUGCUAUCCUUUUUUGAAUGGCAAAUGUGAUUGAGUAGUGAAGUAAGGUCCUUGGUCCUUCACUCUAGUACUUUUAAUUGAUCAUCUGUGACCCAAGUGGAAGUCUGUCACUGAAUAGAAAAUGCCAUUUCCAGUGGCAAUUAAGUAUUUCUAAUGCCAACAAUUCUUAAAGAUCUAAGCCAAAUUGUGAAGUUUGUUAAAUCAUAGGCCAAUUAUAACGCAUUUAUCUGUUAAAGACAGUGAAAGGAAGGCUUUAAAGUGACAAAUAAGAGAGAUAUUGGAGUAUUUUUUAAUGAUGAAUUUAAGUAACUUAACAUAUUUUAUAGUGGCAUUGAUUUUACCUAUUUAAUAGACACUUAUUUUUGAAUUCCCUUAAAUUUUCUGUUUAUAACCUAUUUUCAUCUUGUAAAUAUCAACAGAAGGACCCAGUGGGGUAGCCAAGAGAAAAACUAAGGCUAAAGGUAUUUUCAUUUUUUCAAAUUAGCCUUGAGUGAAUCGAGUUUAAUGUUUGAAAAUGCAUGACAUUUUCUGGGAAUGUUAAUAUUGCUGCUAAUGCUAAACAUUAUUGCUUUUGAGUCUUGCUUGGGUGCAACUUUAGGUUAUAAGUAGUUUUAUCAGGAUUUCAUCAAAGGAUUUUCUGCUUCAAGCCUAUAAUUUUAAGUCAUUAUCUUUUCAUGUUAUCAAAGCUUUGUAACAGUCUUUAAAUUAAGAAUGUAUAUAUUAUACAAAUAUCGUGUUAUAUUUGUUAUGAUGUAUAUAUUAAAUUUACAUGUACACAUCUUACCUUGUUCCCUAAAACCUUUCUUACUUUGGUUUUUUUGAAUUACUUUUGGGAAAAAAAGAUGAAGUCUUCAGUAAUUGUUUUUAUUUCUCCAAAAGCUCUCAUGACACUCUGUCUUAGAGCACAGUGAAAGCUAGUGUGAUUCAAAUGUGUAGUUUUCAGUAAAAUGAAAACGUGAAUGUAUAAUGUAGAACCCUACAUUACAUUGACAUAGAAUUUGCUGUGUUUGAUAUUUUAAUUCAUUAAAAAUUAUUGGCCGGGCACGGUGGCUCACACCUGUAAUCCCAGCCCUUUGGGAAGCCGAGGCGUGUGGAUCACGAGGUCAGGAAUUCGAGACAAGCCUGAGCAAUAUGGUGAAACCCUGUCUUAACUGAAAAUACAAAAAUUGGCUGGACUUGGUGGCAGGCACCUGUAAUCCCAGCUACUCAGGAGGCUGAGGCAGGAGAGUAGCUUGAACCCGGGAGGCAGAGGUUGCAGUGAGCUGAGAUUGCGCCAUUGCACUCCAGCCUGGGCAACAGAGUGAGACGCUGUCUCAAAAAAAUAAUAAUAAUAAAUAAGUUAUUAUACCUGUCAGCCAUUUGUAGACUAACAGCUCAAUAUUACAGCCUGACUUUAUAUGCCAGUGGUUAUUCUUGUUCAUAUGUUAGUAGUCAUAUUCUUUGUGGGUAGAGGCAUGGGGGAUGUGCAUGUUUUUCUUUAUAAGCCUGUGAUAUUCUUGUGAUCAUUUCAUGGGCUUGGCAUAUUGUUUGUAGUUUGUUUUUUUGGUGAAAUAUGAACAGAUGAGACUUACUGUGUGAUUCACAGGGUUUUGUGAUUUAUAUUUUAAGAUCAGGAACUUUUAAUGGUUUAACCUCCUAUCUCUUCUGAAUAAUUUCUGGGGAUGAAAACAAUUUUCACCAUCUUAUUUUUAUAUAAAUAAUGGUGAAACAAAUGGACAAUAAAAUGUUUUACUUCUUGAUCUAGAGAAGCAAAUUAAACAUUAAAGACUGAAUUUUUUAAAAGCAGUUUUCAGAAUAAGACACGAUAGCAUUGCACAUCCAUUUUAUACUUUUGCAAUGCCAGUGUCUAUGUUACUAUCCAAACAGCACUGAAGUAGAAUGAAGACUCAGCAUGAUCCUGAAUGAAUACUAUUCUGUAUUCUUAAAAGACUAUAAUAAGGUUUUUUAGGAAGAACUGAAGAAUCUCCUGGUUGAUCACCAGGAAAUUCAAUUAAUGGAGAAACCCUAUGUGGUGUUUUUGUUUGUUAAUCAAGGUUUUAUUAGACAGCCUAGAAAGAUACAGUACUUUUAGUGAGCACUGCAAAUCUAAUGCUCAUUUUGAAUACCAUUUGUGCUGUGUAAGUUUUAUGUGAUUUUGAUGGGCAAAAACAUCUUUCACAUUUUAUUAUAUUAAAGAAAUAUUUCAUUUUCUUUGUUUCUGCUUAAAUGUGGCAUUGUUUCUGCUUAAAUGUGGCAUUGCAAACACCUUACCUUAUGAUUUCUUCAUGAGAGUACAAACAGAUGAAAUUCAGAGCUUUUGCUAACUGCUUUAUCACCAUGUAAAGCAAGUUGAAAGCAAUACCUUCCAUGAGAUUUGGAAUUAGCUGUGUGUUUCAUUUAAUUGCUCUCUCAACCCUAUGAACUAGAAGACGUGUGUUAGCUUGAGUGGUUCUAUGUGAAUUAACAGGGAAAUCAUACUUAAAGGAAUACUGAUUUCAUGAUGAAUAUAAGCAGAAAGGGAAUUCUAAUUUUUCCUUUUAAAUACUACAGAUAAUGAUUUAAAAAUGUCAUACACAUGACAAUUUUUUGCCUAGUUAACUAAGAAAAUGAAAUUAUAUUUAAAGCUAUUUACAUAUAUUUGUCUUCAGAGAAGCACGUGUAUUUUAAGGACAUAUGUUUUUGUUUGAGCUAAACAUUUUAAAUUAUCUUUGUAUAUAUUCUUACAAAUUAUGAAAAAUUUGUUCUUACGUUGCCAGUGUUCCUUUAAUUAUAAUUACAAAGUGUGAGUUAAUACUUUGUGUAAAGUACUGCCUUCGUGGUGCACUCAGUUUUAUAAUAUUGCAUGUUAAUGUUUUAAGACAAGGCAUACUGUAUUUCAAGAGGGAAAAUAUGACAAGCUUCUAGCAUUUUUUAAUAGUUGAUAUUUUAUAGAGAUUUGCAUCUAUUUUUAGCCACCAUAAAGACUAGUGAAUUAAAGUAACUUUCUGAAUGUGCAUUUCCUGUGUGUGGAGAGAUAAAAAGAGAAUACCUUUUCACUAACUUCCUGUUCUGUGAUUAAGAGAUCCUGUCAAUAAACAUUUUUUCCUUUAAUUGGAAAAUCUGAAAGUUAAAGAACUCACUAAAGAAGAGCUCAAGAAGGAGAAAGAGAAACCUGAGUCAAGGAAGGAAAGUAAGAAUGAAGAGAGAAGAAAGGGGAAGAAAGAGGAUGUCCGAAAGGAUAAGAAAAUUGCUGCUGCAGACCUAUCCAGGAAGGAGUCUCCUAAGGGGAAAAAGGACAGAGAAAAAGAGAAAGUGGACCUAGAAAAAAGUGCUAAAACCAAGGAAAAUAGGAAAAAAUCAACAAAUAUAAAGGAUGUUUCUAGUAAAAUGGCAUCCAGAGACAAAGACGACAGAAAGGAAAGUAGAAGUUCUACUAGAUAUGCACACUUAACAAAGGGAAAUACCCAGAAAAGAAACUACUAAAACUCUGGCAUCAUCAUCCCAGAACAUGGUCAUGUUCCAGAUUGCAAUUUGUUACAAAAAAGCAUGGAAAAUGUAAUAUUGCUCUGAUUGGUGAGGGUGUGUAAAUUAGCCAUUGAAUGUAUCAUUGGUGCUCAGCAAGUAAAUUACCUGAAAUUUAAAUAUACCGUCUCAUGCUUCUAAAUGUAAAAACAUUUUAAAAAUGUCAUAGAAUAUGAUGUAAUAACUUCUAUUUGUUGAUCAUGUAUUCAGACAAAUGUGUAUGUAUCAUGAAUUUUUAUGGAUUAAUAUAUUGAAUACUUUCAUUGACGUUAAAUAAGAAUAUUAAGAUUUUAAAUGUUAUUUCUAUGCAUAAUGCCUUGUAACUUUUUCAAGUGUGCUAAAUACUCAGGGAGAUGGAUUUGCUCGUUGUUUUCUUCCCUCCUUCCCCUUCCUGCUUCCCUGUUUUUCUCUUUCGUGGGCACCUCCCCAGGCUCAUGUGCCACCACCUUCCCUCCUCUCCAGCCCUCCCAGCCCUCCCUCAGCCUUUCAGGGGGCCGUUCCUCAGGCUUUUCAUGGAUUCUCCUUCCACUUUUCCCUCUUAUCUCCCCUUUUCUAGUCUCCCUCACCAAGUCUUUUACUCUCUCCUUUCCUUCACUCCUCACCUCACCGCUGCCCCUCACUCCUGCAUGCUUCUCACUCCUGACCUCCCUACAACAACCCCACCCUUCUCCCAUCAUCCAGCACAUACUUAGUGCUUACCAUGUACCACAUACACUGCUCCGAGAACUCUGGCCAUAACCGUGAAUAAAGGGGAGAGUUGUAUUUAGAAGAACAAUUUCAGAACACUUUUAUUUAUGAUACCUUUAUAGUCUUAGAAUAACUAUAGAAAGGUUUUAAUUAUUUCAGAUUAGGAUGUACUUUCAUUUUAUAUCACACUUUUUUUCCAUUAUUUUGGUUGAAUGGCAUACAUUUUUCAUAUUUGUGUCAUUAUUGUUUACCAUUUCUAAGGAAUUGCAAAUGUAAUCUCUUCACUAGAGAUCAGAAUUUAGUACCUCAGAAAACAUUUAAUAUAAAAGUGAAGUUUUAGUGAGAAAUUAAUUCUACAAAUGGUUUUGUACUAUUCUAUGCCUCAAAUAUUAAAUAUCUAAUUGUGACUACUGUGAAAUGCAGUUAAUUGAUAAUGAUAAAAUCUCUGUGGUAGCAUUUUUGAUUUUCUUAAUGUUAACCUUAUUAACAACAGAAUCAAAAAUGCUACCACAAAGAUUUUAUUUUUUAAAACAUAUUUAUUUACUUUUUUGUGAAGAUGUUAAAAACGAGAUUUUUGACCUAAUCAAAGAUAUUUCAACUCAGAAAUGAGUAUGUUUAAGUGUAAAUAUUUCUAAAUGUAUUGUACACCUUUUUCUUAGGUUAACGCCUUUUACUAUUUAAAGUCAAAUACUUUACGACAUUUAGUUGACAGAAAUUUCAACUCAAUAGAAUUAUAAAACAGAGAAGAAAUCCUAGAGAAUAUCUGAUAUCUCUAAUAUAAUCCUGUUAUUUUAUUGCUUAAAAAUUGAGGCCUGAAGAUAUUGUAAACUGAUAACUUGGAGUUUUAUGUUUUGAUUAGUCAGGAUUUUGCCAUUUUUACACAUUACAAGAACAUAGUAAACCAAAAAGGGAAUUUUACAGCUGCUUUGUUUGGCAGAUACAGGGCACUAACUUCAGAUGACUAGAUCCCAAGUCUAGACCUGGAAUCAGAGUUCUUUUUCCUCUUAGCUCACUUCCUAAGUCUUAACUAUGCUGGUUUCUGCCUGACUUAUUCUAUUUGGAGAUGCUACCACUUGAUAACCAAGAUGGCCCUCAGCAGGCUCCAGACCAGUCUUUCUAACUUUUACCAACCCCAAUGCAGAUGGCUCUGGGACAGAGAAUUCCAGUUGGCCUGGUUAGGCCUGGUGAACAUCUGGGACCAUUUUUGUAGUUGAGGAUGGUGAUUCUUCCCAGGCGCACACCUGUGCACAAAGCUUUGGAAUGGGAGUUGAGUGGGUCCCACUCAAACUUCAUCAAACGUAGGGCUUCUGGGACAAGAAAGUGAGGCUUUGAGAACCGGAUAGAAGAAGCAGAACAUGUCCCCCAGGCAUAUGAAAGUUACACGAUUCUCAAACCAUAUCCCCGUGUUAGAUCUUUUCUCCUGAGAUAAAUGGAAUGUUUUUUUAAAACUUAUGUACAAAAUUUUAAGUGCUGUCUUCGCUAAAGAUUUUUUGUUCUGUCUUGAAGAAGGGCAAACAAUUAUAAGUGAAUUUGUUGAGAGCAUUCUGGUAAUUUUUACCUUAGUUUUUAAGUUCAAUGGCUAUGUGGCAGAAAAUACAUAAAUACUAAAUUCUAAACAAAUGAGUGAAAAUAUUUUGGAAUAACCUAAUCAUCAAAAGCACAUAAGAAUUGUCUAUUGCUAUUUAGUAAAGUACUUUGAAAUGUUUUGGCUAUCUCAUUGAUUUUUCCUUUGACUGUUAGCUCAAGAAUUGAAACACCUCAACUAAAACAUUUAAAGAUCCUUUAAAAGCACUUGUAGACUAGAACUUGAUUUAUUUUUUCCCUUCUCUCUUCUUUUUCCCUUUCCUUCUCUUUUCUUUCUUUUUGUAAAUGUUUUAACUAACUUUUAUUGAAGUUGAAGUCACACUUUAUCCAACUGCAUGAACAUUUAAGCUUCAACUAAAAACAAGCUUUCAGUCAUGAUUAGUGGGUUAAAAUCAUGCUUGCACUCUCAGUUUUACACUUUUUAUUCAGUAGGUUGUUAUUUCUGUAUUGUUUGCUUCAUAUUGUCUUCUAAGUAUAAUUAAAACCAGAAAGGUUACCUUUUUAAAUAAGCCAGCUACAACAGGGACAAAAAAUUCACAAUACUAAGUAGUUGGGAGUCAGAAGCUGUUUUUGGGAAGACCUGAAAAGGGAAAAUUAAGUACUAAAAAUGUAAGUUUAUUUUGCCAUAUCCCUAACAACAUUUGAUUUAAAUUAUAUUGUGACUUGAUACUUACAAAUCUUUUAAAUGACAUUAUUGGCAUAUUUUUCUUAAACUUUGUAAGAAAAAGAUAACAUUUCACAUUUUAGUAGCACAAUCAUUGUGAAGAGAUCGUCAAUUUUGUGAAAAUAUUUGAGUGCCAAUCAAUUUUUCCAGGAUGAUCUUCUAUCCUUUAAUAUUUAGAUACUUCCUUUUGAAGCACUUACAUCAUCAUCGAAUUUUUUUGUCAUUUGUUGUGUCAUCUAAUUUCUGUUUCAUUUUCUAAUGGCUUCAUAUGUGAAUGAAUUUUAGUUAUUCCUAACAUCAAUGGUAGUCACUGUUUUGAAUUUUUUUUUUUUAAACAAGACUUUCAAUUUUACUUUAUAGGUAAUUUGCAUUGUAUAUAGAUGAUCCUCUCAAAAUUUCACAAUGAGAGACUGAUGAAAUUGAUAUAAAUCCAUCAGCAUGAACACUUAAAUUAAUCCAGAGGACUACUUAAGUUAAUUCUGUUGGUGGUUGCUUUAUUGAGAAUAUUUUGUAUUAUGACCUGCUUAGCUAUGCAAGUUUGUAACUUCAGAGGUCCUCAUAAUGAUACUUGGAUAAUAAAGAUUCCCCAUAGACACUUCCAUUGAAAAAGAAAGGAAGUAAACAAGUAUCAUUUUUCAUUUGAAAUGUUUUAAGUUAACUGUAAUGUUAUUGUCCAUGAAAUGGAUCUGGUGACUUAGGCUCUAUCUCCUGACAUUGAUUUCUUUCUCCUGUGUCCGCAAUUAUUUCUUCUCCUGUUAAUGCCCACUGGUAAUAAUUCUCAAAAUCGAUUGCUCAGAAUAUUCCAUUGUAAAAUGCAUCUUGGAAAUGGUUGUUUUCCUCAUUUGUAAAUUGAAGACAAUGCCUGUUCCUCAAGGUGGUUGUGAGAACCAGUCAAUAUUGCAUAUGUGUAAACAGCCAGCACAUGGUUGGGCAGUCAGUUUUCCUUUAUCAUUGGUAGAAUAAGAUUAAUAAUACUCAACCAAAAUGUCUCAGUCAGGGGUUAAAAACUUGGAAGCACUGAAACUGUGCUUCCUAUUCCUACUUAGGUCAACAGAUUGCAAAACAAAUAUUUAAGUCCUUUAUCCUUUGUAAUGAAUGUGUCUUUGUGAAAUGAGUAUAGUGGAACCUGAUUUAUUCUACUGCGAUCAUUGAGGGGGCAAAUGCAAAUAAUUAUAAAUGUCGCACAUGAGUGAAGCCGUAAGAAUGCUUAAUUUUUAAAAGAAUAUUGUGACAACAUGAAAACACAAGAUAUAAAGGCUAGAAAAAAAGUUAUGAAAUAAACUAUAGCCUUAAGUAUAUGGUACAAUCGAGAAGCCUAAUAACCAGCCUAAUUGUGAAAAAGCUUACAUUUGUUUUGUAUUCAGAGCACAUUUUUCCAUAGAUGAGAUUUUAUGGUCUUCAGAGAUUUUUUUUUUUACUCUGGUCCACAAAAAUUGAUUUAAUUCUAAUAUCCAGUUCUGCAAGUCUCAUUGUAACUAUGUUUCUAUGGAAAAUGCAUUUAUCAUUCUGCCUUCGGAUAUUAGGAAUAUAUUUAAUUUUACUUUUGAAUGUUCUCCAGAAUUUCUUUGGUUACAUCCAUGGUGUUAAAUUCAUUCAGAUACCUUACAUGGACAAAAAUCAUGGAUUGGCUCACAUAAUUGUAAAGCCCAGGAGUAGUUUUGGCUUUUUUCUUUUGUUAUGCUGGAUCUAGGUGCUCGAACAAUGUUCUCAACCUACAUCUGUCUAUGGACCCUCAGGAAUGUUGGCUUUCUUCUCAGGCAGAGUCUUGUAUACUCAUCUUCAACCCUACUCCUUAUGGGGUGGGAGAUAAGAAAGCUGUGAUUGGUGACACCCUGGGAUAUGUGAGUGCCCACUUUUAAACUGUUGGGUAAAGAAAAAUUGGAUUCCCCUAAGGAAGUUAGUGUGUUUUUACCAGAAGGAGGAGGAAUUGGUGCACUGAAAGCAGGCAGAUGAUGGAAUUUGUUUCCCCUUUUUCUACCCAUCCCAUUCCUACUUCUCCCCCUGCCCAAAUACAGAGAGGUGAAUAGGAUGGGACAAAAUAGGUAUUUCAAAAUAAGAAGCUGUGGAGCUAAACAUUGGGUACUCAUGGGCAUAAAGAAGGAAACAGGAGACACUAGAACUUCUAGAGAGGGGAGAGAAGAAGGGCGACAAGGGUUGAAAAACUAACUAUAGGAUACUAUGCUCAUUACCUGAGUGAUGGAAUCAUUCAUAUUCUAAAUUUCAAUAUCACACAAUAUACCCAUGCAGCAAACUUGCACGUGCUCCUUGAAUCUAAAUAUUAAGUUGAAGUUAUAUUUAAAAAUUAAAAAAAAAAAGCUAGGGAGAAGAGAGAGAUCUUAUUCCAAACAAUUAUUGGUCAACAAUAGUUUUAGACCAUUGAAAGAAUAUAAGAGAAUGUUGACCUGAUAAUAAAUAUUGCCAUUUAGAUGUCAGGUGAUAAAGUUUAUUUUGUUGUUAAGCUCUCUCCAUUUAGCCCCAUUCAGUUUAAAAGGAAAGUUUUUGUGUUUAGGAAACUAGAGGAUGGGUGAUAUGUAGCAGACCCAUAAGGUUAUUUUCAUGAAAAACCUAGCUUGGGCUAAUCUGAAAGAUUCCUCAAUAACAGUCUUUAGUGUCUUAUCCUUUCUUCUCCAUUUGCCUAAGAAUAUAAUUGUAUAAGCUGGAUGUUUAUUCCUUGGCUAUCAUUUUUACCUAGGAAUCGAUUUCUGAAAGAGCUCUGUAAGCCCUACAAAGCAGAAAGUCAUCCAUUUCUUUUUUCUUUGUUCUCAUUUAGUGCCUUAUUUGAUUUCACUUUGUGUAUCUAUUUAUUGCUCUAUGUUAAGUCAGGUAUGCAUACAUCAUAGAAGUCUGCCUCUCGUUUCCAUCUUCUUUGCCUUAUGUAUCACUUCUCUUGUGUCCUAUUAGAGGGAGAUGAUCUAUGCUUAAAGCUGUUGGGUUAUUUUUGAUAAUUAUAUAACACCUACAUGCGGUGUCUAUAGUUCCCAUUUAUUGAUUCAACUAAUAUUUCUGAGUAUCUACAGCAUGCUGGGGACUGGGCAAGGCAUGGGGGAUACAAGAGAUUGAGGUGGCUGCAAUCCCUCCAGUGAAAUGCUACAAAAUAAGCAAGGGGCUGAGAGAGAAAGUAAUGAGACUGGAACGAUUGUCAGUACAGCCCACUAGUCCCUCUGCCUAGAACGUCCUCCUGAAUGUGCUCCUGCUCUGUGUGAUGGGCUGCCUUUGUCUCUCCCACGGGACCCAGCCCAGUCAUCACCUCUGCAUUCAGACAUCUCUGACCCUCCCAAGGGCUGCACCCCACACACUCCAGUUAUCGCACUCAUCACCUUGCCUCAUUCUUGGACUUUGCUGCCGGACUACGAUUUAUCUCGAGCACCUAUCCUAGUAACUGACACUAAUAGGCAUUCAAUGUUUGUUUGUUGAAUGGUGAAUAUACAAAACAAAUUAUCUAAAAAUAUUUCAGGUGUAUAUAUACCGUUGAAGAAUAUUAGGAAGAAGAAAACCGUGUGUGUGUGUUUUUGAAGAACCCAAAAGAUUGUUCAGUAAUUGCAGUGUUUUAACUACCUUGGAAGUUGCCUGUGACUGGCAGGGAGGAGGUGUAAAGAUUUUUUUUAGAAGAAAUAAAUGAAAUGGUAAAUUUUUGGAAAAAUACUUAUUUAAAUUAUCUCAUUUAAUUCUUAAAGCCCUUCUUAGGGGUCCUGUUUUGUCCCCUUUUUGCAUUUGUGGAAACCAAAAAGUGUAGCUGCGGUUAACACUGAGAUAGAAUUCAAAUGGAAUUCAAAGGCGUCCUGUUGUCCCAGGUGCCUGAACUUACACACCAUGCUCAGUUGCAUGUCCUUGAACUGUAUUUUUCAUGAUGUUAAAGUGAGUCCACUCUCACCAGUCUUUGUUGAGUCCCUUCAUUGGUGCUGAAACCAGGCUCUUGGGAACCUUAUUGGCAGUGUUUAAUUCUUUUGUAAUUUAUGUCUGUUUGAAAUCUGUCUGUCCAGCUUGGGUUACUUGAAGAUGCUUUGGAUCUGGAAUGGCUCUUACUGCGUAUCAUGGGGCAGCUUUCAAUACCUGGUAGUCUCAGAAUUUUGAUAAUUUCCGAGACUGCUGUUGGUAUACUGAGGAAAAUCUGUAUUCACUGAUUACACAAGCCAGGAGCAACAACGAGGAUUAACAUGGUUACCUAGUAUGCAUGCCUUUCUGGCGUAUUGAUUUUCCAGAAUAUUUCUCAAAUUUCCUAUACCUAUGAGCCUUAUUCUUGGGAUAAAUUGACUUAUACUGCUAGACUCCUUGCAAUUGAAACAGUACCACUUACCCUGAGCACAGAUAACCAUACCUGGAGUAACCUGGAUUAGUAAGGACACGUUUUCUUUCAUCUGUACACCUUUGAAUUAGUAAACCAAAGAUUAAAACACUAAUUUAAAAAAACUUUUUAGCUUUUUAAUGGGCUAGGUGUAUGAAAUUCUAUGAAACAAAAUAAGUUUAUAAUUGUUUCCCAGGUUUUGUUGAGGGAGUGGCUUGCUUAUAACUCUUACGAGAAGUAAAUCCUUUGUGUUCCCUCAAGUUACAGCCCUUGGAUCUAGCAUCCAGGGCCUUUCUGAUAUGCACACCUCUCUUGGUGCCUCAGCCACCUUUCUUCUCCUUGGCGCCAAAUAUGUUCCCAGUUGAGGAAUUUCAUACAGUCACAUGCCUAAUGCUAUCAUUUUGGUUAAGGAUAGACUGCAUGUAUGAUAGUGGUCCCAUAAGAUCAUAGUGCCAUAUUUAUACUGUACCUUUUCUGUGUUUAGAUACACAAGUACUUUGUGUUACAGUUGUCUGCAGUAUUUGGUACAGUACGUGCUGUACAGUUUUGUAGGCUGGGAACAAUAGGAUAUUGCAUACUGUCUAGGUGUGUGGCAGACUAUACCUUCUAAGUUUGCCUGGGCACACUGCAAUGUUCCCACAGUGGUAAAAUUUCCUAAUGGCACAUUUCAACAUGUAUUUCCACACAUUACUCAGAAUGUAUCGCUGUUGUUAAGCAACACAUGACUGAACAUGCAGUUCCCUACCUGAAACACACGUGUAACUUAUAUAGCCAUGUCCCUGAUUUCCGUCAGGGUCUGUUCACAUGUUAUCAGUGAGUCCUUUUGCCAAAGUAUUAUGAAUAGUCCCCACCCCCCACUUUUCCCUAAUGUGCUCCCUGUUCCGUGUCUUCCCCGUAUCAUCUGUCCCCAUCCAAUAUACUCUAAAUAGUUCAUAUUUCUUAUUUUUUAAAUUGCUCUCUCCCCUGGAAGGUAGGUGUGUCGUUUUCAUUUACUGUAGAAUAAUGCCUUGAAUUAAUAAGUGCUAAAUAUUUGUUGAAUGAUUGAAUGCAACAUACAAUUUAGUAAGUUUACAACUACUACAUAUUUAUGGAAAGAAAUAUAUUGAUUCUUUCUCAUUAUGGGCAGCAGUGAAUAAAGUAAGCUAAUCCUGGGCUUGGGUAUUUGUGUCAUUUAUCAUAUUUGCUAUGAGUGGUUGAUUUAAAGUGCUGAUUUCAUUUGCUUUUCAUAGCUUCAUUUAAUUUUAAUUAAAAUUUGAGGGGCAAUUAUAUAGUGAUUAAAUGCAAAUGUUUUAUAAUUUCCACAUUUAUCUGAUGAACCUAAAGAACUAAAACCAAGGUAUGUUUUAAGGGAAUUAAUGUGUUUUCCAAAUCAUGUUGUGGCCAUUGCUGUGGACUGGCAGUAUCUAUUCACCAUACGUAAUGACUAGAAGGCAGCUGUGGACACCCUCUUCCCUUGGCAGAGCAGGAAUGGAAGUGGGUCCCAGUCCUGAUGAUUAACACUGAAAAGGAAGACUGCUGGCAGCUUCUGGAAAAGAUUUCCUCAAGCCUAAGAAAGAAGCAGAGCAAGAGAUGCUCCUUUUGCUUCUGGACAUCGCCUUGUCUGAAAAAGAAGCUUGCAGCUGGGGAGCUCUGAUUGCCAGCCUGAGGGUGAAGCUUGACCUGCGAUGCAGUCAGCCGCCUCCGCACUUCUUGUUUAGUUAGAUGAUAAAUUUCCUUCCUGCUCAACCAUUAUAAGCUGGCAGUUUGGUAACUGCAGCCCCAGGAACAUCAAAACCGACACAUCUCAUGUCAUAACCUAAUUUUGAAUAUUUAUUUCAUUGCUACAUUGUUGCCACUUGUACCUCAUAAUAAAUCCAUUUUGAAAACCUUU